AUUCUCUCUCUCUCUCUUUCUUUCUCUUCUUAUUAAUCCGUCCAGCGUAGGGGAAAAAAAAAAAAAAAAAAAUCCAUCCAGAGUCCAGUCACCUCAUGACCUGAAUUUGGUACAGAUUUCUAUCUCCAACAAUCUGAUACUCGUGGGAUCUUCCCUUUUCAUUUCUUUCGUAUAAUGUUGGAAUUGGGGAUUGGUAGAUCUGGAUCGAGGAGGAAGUAAUAGGAGGGAGUAGCGUCGGAGAGAGAGAGAGAGAGAGAGAGAGAGAGAGAGAGGGCGAGAUAGGAAGAGAGAGACAGAAAGUGAAGAUGAGUGAGAGCCAGAGGUUCCAGCUGGGGACUGUUGGGGCUUUGAGCUUGUCAGUUGUAUCGUCGGUUUCGAUUGUGAUAUGCAACAAGGCUCUCAUUAGUACUCUCGGUUUCACUUUUGGCGUUAUUGGGGGCUACAGCCACAACAUUGACGAGCUGGCAUCUACUGGUCACAUUCUGUUCUCUUCAUGUGGCAUUAUGGAUGAAAUUGUUCGAACACAAGCCUUUUGAUGCAAGAGCUGUAAUGGGAUUUGGCAUAUUAAAUGGCAUAUCCAUUGGGCUUUUGAAUCUUAGCUUGGGUUUCAAUUCUGUUGGCUUCUACCAGAUGACAAAAUUGGCAAUAAUCCCAUGUACAGUUCUUUUGGAGACACUUUUCUUCAGGAAGAGAUUCAGUCGGAAUAUCCAGCUGUCGUUGGCGAUCCUUCUUGUGGGUGUUGGAAUCGCAACUGUGACUGAUCUUCAACUUAAUGUCCUUGGUUCUGUCUUAUCUCUACUUGCAGUUGUGACAACCUGCAUUGCUCAAAUUAUGACCAAUAGUAUCCAGAAGAAGUUCAAAGUCUCUUCCACCCAACUUCUAUAUCAGUCUUGCCCCUACCAGGCGUUAACUUUAUUCAUCAUUGGUCCAUUUCUAGAUGGUCUGCUGACUAAUCAAAAUGUUUUUGCUUUCAAGUACACCCCUCAAGUUCUGUUGUUCAUAGUUCUCUCCUGCCUGAUAUCUGUCUCUGUCAACUUCAGCACUUUUCUUGUAAUUGGGAAAACAUCUCCCGUCACCUAUCAGGUCCUGGGGCAUCUAAAAACAUGUCUAGUUUUGGCCUUUGGUUAUGUUCUACUUCGAGAUCCUUUUAGCUGGCGCAACAUUUUCGGGAUUCUUAUUGCAGUAAUUGGGAUGUUACUAUAUUCAUAUUACUGCACUGUUGAGAAUCAGCAGAAGGCCAGUGAAGCAUCAACAAAAUUGCCCGAGGUCAAGGAAAGUGAAUCUGAUCCUUUAGUUGGUGUGGAAAAUGGAAGUGGAAUUUUAGCUGAUGGUAUUGUUCAAAAAGCUACUGUAUGGAAUUCGAAUAAGGAUCUUCAUGCGUAAACCUCGUUUUUAUAAAUUCAUUCACCCUAGAUCGAUAUUAGUAGGUGAAAUUCAGCAAUGAAGAUGUUGCUGACGAGCUGUCUUGAUAUAUCCUGGGUAUUCUGAGAUUAGUACUUCUUUAUAUUAGACUAAGAGUUUAAGGAAAUUGCCCUUUAUAUAGCAUUUUUUGGUUAAUGGUUUUGUAUGAAUCAGGCAUGCAGCAGGAUAAUACCAGAAUUUAUCUGUUAAAAUGUAUACUUCGUUCCCAAAUACUGGAAAAGAGAAAAAAAAAGAAUUCCAUUACUGUUCUGUCUUCUUGUAGUCAUGCUGAUCUUUGAAGAAUGAAAGCUUGUCAUCUCACUUGUUUUGAUA
Messenger RNA from Manihot esculenta (cassava), 1734 nucleotides. Its product is annotated as UDP-xylose transporter 3. Gene Ontology annotation, molecular function: antiporter activity; UDP-xylose transmembrane transporter activity. The transcript has 7 exons. Bases 508 to 1383 code for a protein of 291 amino acids. Gene Ontology annotation, cellular component: Golgi apparatus. The record is from RefSeq and is a predicted model, not a curated record. Lineage: Eukaryota; Viridiplantae; Streptophyta; Magnoliopsida; Malpighiales; Euphorbiaceae.